Molecule: messenger RNA, 1415 nt
Organism: Rubroshorea leprosula
Lineage: Eukaryota; Viridiplantae; Streptophyta; Magnoliopsida; Malvales; Dipterocarpaceae
Source: the annotation of a GenBank genome assembly
AAUGUUGACCUUUUAUUAAAUAAGAAAUGCAAUCUUGAAAGUUUGUCUAUAAGCCAAAAUUUGUCAACUUUUUAUACACAUAUACAAAUAUAUAAAUGAUUUAGCUCUGAUAUUAUUCCAUUUUCAACAAUCCUCCAACCACCCUUUAAUAUCUAAUGUUUCCAAGUCUUUCAAAAUUCAGUGAUGCCUCUCUUUUCUAAGAAAGCUAAUGACCAACCUAAUCAAAAAACGCUUGACUUCCAAUCCUUGAUAAUUUCUCCUAAGAUGUCAUCCUCGACUUAAAAAGGAUACUUUUCAUUUGGGCUAUGUAGUAAAGAAAUUCUUUUAUACUAAGUUAUUCAUGUCUAACUUUCUUACUCUCCAUAGUGGUAUGGGUUUUGAAAAACAAAUAUCUUUCCUUUCUAAAGAUCUUUAAGAAAGAAGUUAAAAAUAAUUUGCACAAAAACCUUUAAUCUAUAUAUAUACAUAUAUAUAUAUAGAGAGAGAGACAGAAAGAGAACAAUUAGAUAAAUAGAACUAACUUUUAAAGAACCUAUGAUUAGCAAUUCUUAUCUUUUUGAAAAGAUAAAAAGUGACUAACUUUAAAAGAACAUGUCACAUGAGCGAUCACUUUUGAGUGGGGUAUACUCUCGUUGCUUUAUGAAAUUUAAUUACUAUCUCGCAAUUUGAUUUUCAAGAUUCUCUCAUCCGAUAGUCGAAAUCAUUAAAAAAAUUUUGUUUCAUCAUUUAGGUCAUCAUUAAGAGGGUCAUUACCUAUGUUGACUCUAGUUGUAUAAUCUUUAGAUUGAUCUUUACCCCUUUUGUAUUAGUCCAAAUAAAUGUGUAACAGUUGGAUGUAGCUUGUCUAAGAUAUGAAGGUGAUCUCUCUUAGACCCUGGCUAUUGUGAAACACAUUAAGGUCAGGAUAAAUUUUUUAAAUUUUGUCCUCAAUAAAGAGGGUACAUCCAACUAUAAAAUCGUCACUAUAAAAUCGUCACCUUUUACCUAUAUAUGUGCCAAAGUCUUGGCUUUUCAGUGUCUAUGUUGCUUGGUGAGAGAUUAGUUGGUGGAUGGCCAAGUCUAAACGUCUCUAUGAAGAGGCAGUAGUUUACAUCUUCUUAAAUGAUCAUGUUGUGCUAGAAGUAAAUGCAUACCUUUUCAUUCAAGUGCCUUGCUCUAAAUUGUGGAAUAAUAGGUAUCUCAAGUAAAGCCCAUGCCAACUCUAUUAAUAUUAUCCUAAGUUUAUUGUUGAAGGAAUUGUUGAAUUAUCUUCAAUUUGGUGUUACCUAAGACUUCUAGCUUUUGAAAGAAAGAUUAGUUGUCUUGAAUCUUUAGGCAACUCUCACAAAGGAAUUCUUAGAUUGAAAUGUAACCUGAGUUGUCUUUGAGUUGUCUUUGAGAAUCAUCUACUGGUGGAAUAGAUGAUGAACUAUUAG